UGGUCCUAAUUAUAAAUUGUUUAGCUUAGCUUGGUUUCCCGUAUUCUCCCACGACUUUUGAAAUCUAACGGCCAAGACAGAAAGAGAAAACUAUUCGUGGGAAAAGAUGACAACUUUGGUGCUUUUAAAAUUUGAUGGCGUAGUUAAGUCUGCAAUUUGGCAUAGACUCACGCAGCUGUAUCUGGAAAUUGCCUUUGGCCACAUGGCUUAAAGGUAAUAAUGUAGUAAUCCAGCCAAAAGCACUCGUAUACGACUACGACGACCAUUGACGACAACGUGUUCCUGAUUCUAUUGCUGCUGCUGCUGCUGCUCCUGGUGCUCCUUCAUGGCUGUCAACUUGCAGUUGAAUAAUUUAAGCGCCAUUUAUCCAUCCCUAAUGUAUGUGGCUGCAUCAUCUCUUGCCACUGGAGGUGGUAUAGGCCUGCACGAGAACAUCUCCAUAGUUUAUGAGGAUUUCAAUGGCACUGUUAAUCGUGCCUUGUUGCCGGCAACAACAUCAUCAUCAUCAUCUUCAUCAGCAUCGUCUUCAUCAUCAUUGGCAGUAACAACAAGCACUUUAAAUGUAUCAAGUGAUACACAAUUGUCAACGGGCCUGCAAUUGGGGUCAAAUGUCACACAAAACUUGGAUUUCAAUGAUAUUAUACAACCGGAUUCAACCAGUUUCACCUACUACAAUGAAUCGGCAGCUGCCGCCGAAUGGUCACAUUUCUAUGAUCUCAUAUUAUCAUGGCAGGGCAUAUGCCUGAUUACGGUAUUCUCCACAUUCAUAGUCCUAACCGUAAUUGGCAAUACGCUUGUCAUAUUGGCCAUAUUAACCACACGGCGACUCCGUACGAUAACCAAUUGUUUUGUGAUGAGCUUGGCGGUGGCCGAUUUACUUGUGGGAAUAUUCGUUAUGCCACCGGCAGUGGCAGUCCAUUUGAUUGGUUCCUGGCAGUUAGGCUGGGUCCUUUGCGAUAUUUGGAUAUCCCUUGAUGUGCUCCUUUGCACGGCCUCCAUUCUGAGUUUAUGUGCCAUCAGCGUUGACAGAUACCUCGCUGUGACCAGGCCGCUAACGUACUCACGUAAACGUCGGUCGAAACGCUUAGCCUUAAUCAUGAUACUAAUCGUUUGGCUGUUAGCCUUGGCCAUAACAUGUCCACCGAUGCUUGGUUGGUAUGAGCCAGGACGACGAGAUUUAAGAGAAUGCCGAUAUAAUCAAAAUGAAGGCUAUGUAAUCUUCUCUGCAAUGGGCUCAUUCUUUAUACCAAUGGCAGUCAUGAUUUAUGUAUAUGCUCGAAUUUCAUGUGUUAUUGCAUCGAGGCACGACAAUAUGACCGAUAUAAGUGUUCACAACAAGAAAUUUAAACGUUAUACUGCAGCCGAUGUUGAGAAUGAGUUUUCGGAGCAGGAGCAUAGCUCCGGGCAAAAGCACAAGCAUAUGAAUGCGGCACGUACGUUCUCCAACCAGUCCAUUGCCAAGGAAUUGCAUGAUAUUAUGCUAAGCGAUAGCGAAGUGGGUGUGGCAGCAGCUGCUGGAGGAGGUGGAGGAGGAGGCGGUGGAGGAGCAGCAUCAGCAGGUGGCAUUAAUGCCCAUUGUCAGUCGCUGUUGGCAUUGCCAUCGUCCACUCAUAGUGUUGGUGGAAGAAAUAGCUACGAGUUGACUCGACCCUCCUCGCUAAAGCGCACAUCGACCACUUCAACAACCAUUACCACAAUGACAAGUGGCAUAGGUCCGGGCAGCAGUCUAUUGGAUGCACAAUGGCAGCCGCAACAGCAACCGCGUACGCCCAGCUUUCGGCACUCUCACCUUGGAGUUGGAGCUGCAAGUGCCUCCCAGCAGCAGCAGGGUGAUCGGCGUAGCCAACAUUUACAACUUCAUCAUCAGCAUCAGCAUCAUCAUCAUCAUCAUCAUCAGCAUUUGCAAGGAGGAGGUCAAACCACAAGCGCCGCUGCAUCGAACACCAAUAGCAAAUCUCUAUCGAAUCGUAUUACAUCAUUGAAGAAGGAAAACAAAACGACACAGACACUGAGCAUUGUUGUUGGCGGCUUUAUAGCCUGUUGGCUGCCGUUUUUCAUUUACUAUCUCAUCACGCCAUUUCUGGCCGAGCAUCAAGUCAGCCGCAUGCUGGCAAAGGCACUCACCUGGCUGGGUUGGUUCAACAGUGCCAUCAAUCCGUUUAUCUACGCCUUUUACAGUGUUGAUUUUCGUGCUGCCUUUUGGCGUUUGACCUGCAAGCGGUUUUUCAGUGCCGCCCAAAAGCCGCAGUUCCCCACCAACACCAUGUCCAUAAGGCGAUAAAAAGGAUUCAAUUUCGCCCAACUCCAACUCCAACCCAUCCAUCCACCCACUGGAUAGACAUUCAUAUGAACUAUAAAAAUGAACAUAUUAUUAACUUAAUCAUUAACUUUAAGCGACCUAGUCAAUGACGCCGUAGUUCCCUUAGCUAGGUGUGGUUAAUUGCACCGUAAGUCUUUCAACCUGACAGACAGACAGACAUCGCAUGUACAUAGAUACAUUACUUUCCGUAUGUAAUUUUGCCUAUAUAUCUCUUUUGUUUUGUUUUGUUUUUUUUUUUUUAUUAUUAGGGUUUGGUUUCCAUUCUUUGGGCUUGCCAACAAGCGGCUAAUCAUUUUACAAUUUGACAUUUAGCUUUUUCCCUUUCUUUUUUCUUUGUUCUUGCUCUCUUUGCUCCCUCUGACUGUUUCUCUUUGUUAAAGAAUCUAAUGACUUCUCCCACUCGAUUUGUCUUUUGGCAUUAUACAUGCCAGCAAAGGCAUACACAUAUUUAUACCCUCUCGUUUUGCAAAAGGGUAUAUUAACUAUGUGAAUAAAGAGAGUAACCCAAGCAAAAGCAAAUGAAUUAAAACCUUUCGCCAUGUCUAUCCAAGGAAUCAGUAUUAUUGGUGAAAAAAAGGAGUUGAAGUAGUCGAUUGAAAUAUAUAAACACAAAUUGAAAUUCAAAAUUAUUUUGUAGCUGUUUCAGGUACUAAUAUUUUAUACCCUUUGAUUGAAAUUAUACACAAGAGAAUUUCUUUCUUUAGUUUUGUUGAAUUUCCCUAAAUUUAUCAUUUUAAAAGCAAAGUAUUUGCAGCUGAUGGAAGUAGGAAAAAUCUUAACAAUGUGUUAAGUGUUGAACAGUUUCAAAAAAAAUACCUUAAAAAAAUUUAAAAAAAUUAAAAAGUCAAACA
Drosophila willistoni is the source of this 3171-nucleotide messenger RNA. Its product is annotated as dopamine receptor 2. Gene Ontology annotation, biological process: adenylate cyclase-activating adrenergic receptor signaling pathway. Gene Ontology annotation, molecular function: G protein-coupled receptor activity. The coding region runs from base 326 to 2281 and encodes 651 amino acids. The transcript has 6 exons. Gene Ontology annotation, cellular component: membrane. Lineage: Eukaryota; Metazoa; Arthropoda; Insecta; Diptera; Drosophilidae. The record is from RefSeq and is a predicted model, not a curated record.